Molecule: messenger RNA, 1920 nt
Organism: Closterium sp. NIES-65
Lineage: Eukaryota; Viridiplantae; Streptophyta; Zygnematophyceae; Desmidiales; Closteriaceae
Source: the annotation of a GenBank genome assembly
AUGCCGUUUUCUUUAUGCUGGAAGAACGCCAGAGCAACUGGGCCUAUUCCCGUCCCAUCGUGCUACUCGACACGCUCUGGAACCUCAUCUUCUUGCUCUGUCCUGCUCUGUCUUCUCUCUCUGCUGCAGUUGGAAGAGCGCCAGAGCAACUGGGCCUAUUCCCGUCCCAUCGUGCUCCUCGACACGCUCUGGAACCUCAUCUUCGUUCUCGUCGCCAUCGCGACGCUCUCCGUGAGCCGCAACCACAAGGAGGAACCGGCCGCUCCGCUGGGCGUGUGGCUCAUGGGGUACUCGGCGCAGUGCAUCAUCCACAUCGUCUGCGUGCUCGUGGAGUUCGACCGCCGGCAGCAAGGCGGAGCGGAGGAGCGCAGGAGCGACCGGAGCCGGGCGAGGAGGAGCGGCGGAGCGAGCAGGAGCAGCAGACGAGGGCUCCGCGGGUUGCGGAGCGCGAGCGGAGGAGGAGGGAGGGGAGGCAGGGGAGGGGGAGCAGGGGGGAGUGGGAGUUCGGGGGAUAUUCGAGAGGGGUUGUUGCAAAGAGGGAGCGAUGACGAGGAGCAGGAAGCGGAGGGGAGUACGGGGGAGCAGCGGAUAGAAGAUGAUCGGAUUGACAGCAUUGCGAAGCAAAUCGAGUCGGCGAACACCGUCUUUUCGUUCCUCUGGUGGUCCGUCGGGUUCGCGUGGAUCAUCUCCACAUUCGACGACACCUUCGAAGACGCGCCCAUUCUUUCCUGGGUGUGCAUGUCGUUUCUGGCGUUCGACGUGUUUUUCGUCAUCUUCUGCAUCGCGCUCGCGUGUCUGGUGGGCAUCGCCGUGUGCUGCUGCCUGCCCUGCAUCAUCGCGGUUCUCUAUGCCAUGGGCGAACAGGAAGGUGCCACGAACGAGCAGAUUCAGUCCCUCCCGCAGUUCAAGUUCCGCCGGCGAGGCUCUCCGCCAAGCAGCAGCCGCCCGCUCACCGCGUCCGCCGCCCUUUCCGCCAUCACGGAGGCGCUAGGCGUUGCGACCACCAGCAGCAGCACCACCACCAACGCCAGCAGCAGUAGUGGGCUAAAUAGCAGUGCGGCGAAGGGUAGCAGCUGUGAUGAUGGAAACAGCAGUGGUGAUACGGGGGGCAGCAGUGGAAAGGGAACGGCCAGUGCGGGUGCCGAGGGGAAGGAUGAGGUUCGGGUGACGAUCGACGAGCCGGCAGGGGGCGUUAUGACGCAAGUGGGAGGGUCGAGCCAGCCGCCGCGGGAGAGAGAAGUGGCAGACGAUGAUGCGGAGUGCUGCAUCUGCCUGGGGCCAUACGAGGACGCAGUGCUGCUGAGGGAGCUGCCCUGCUCACACCACUUCCACUCCGCCUGCGUUGACAAGUGGUUGCGCACCCGCCCCACCUGCCCCCUUUGCAAAUACGACAUCACUGCCCCGCCCAGCGCUGCUACUAGCAGCAGUGGGAGCAGUGGCAUGUCUGCGAACGGGAAGAAGGAAGCGCGCCGAUGGGCCGUCGACCUGGCGGACGUGGCGUCGGGGAUCUCGAGGGACGUUCCCGAUCCGCCUGGAUUCAACCGAAACGCGGCAGAACUGGCGUCCAGUGGCAGCGGAUCCAAGGCGCUGACACAGAAAGAUAAGGCCCUUGACCCAGCAAAGAAGCAGGAGCGUGCAUGGGCUCUGGCCCAGUCUCCCACCAAGAAUCUCCUCAUGAUGGGAUUCAUGCUCUGGAUGGCCGGCAGUACAGUGCAUCUUUUCAGCAUCGGAAUCACCUUCUCCAUCCUCUGGCAACCCAUCUCAGCACUACGGACCAUCAAUGCUGCAUUUGAGCCGUUCAAGGACCCCAAGGUGGAUGUGGUGCUGCCAAAGAUGAUGUAUGCCGCAGUCAACCUCUUCCUCCUCUCCAUCGGCCUCUGGAAGCUACUCCUUGCUAUUCCUUGUAAUUUUGAGCUCUAG